Molecule: messenger RNA, 1098 nt
Organism: Penicillium atrosanguineum
Lineage: Eukaryota; Fungi; Ascomycota; Eurotiomycetes; Eurotiales; Aspergillaceae
Product: Pantothenate synthetase
Exons: 2
Coding region: 1-1098 (365 amino acids)
Biological process (GO): L-aspartate biosynthetic process
Cellular component (GO): cytosol
Molecular function (GO): pyridoxal phosphate binding; L-aspartate:2-oxoglutarate transaminase activity
Source: RefSeq, a predicted model, not a curated record
AUGCAAUUAGGUGCUCACAAUUAUAUUGAGGCUAGCUUUAUCGUAGCAAAGGAGCGCCUCCGGGAAACCACCCACGAAUACCUGGGCAUAGCAGGUUCGCCAACCUUCAUAAACCUGGCAAAAGAUAUUGUCUUCGGGUCUGUCGCAUCCAGACUUCAAGACAAUUCAACAUCAAUCCAAACUGUGUCUGGUACAGGUGCAAACCACCUUGCCGCCACAUUUCUGGCCUGCCACCUCCGCCCAAGCCAUGUUUUCAUCCCUGCUCCGACUUGGAUCAAUCACAAAUCAAUCUGGGAGAUGGCAGGGGUAAGUGUUGCAGAAUAUCCAUACUACUCAUCUGUCACAAAAGAAGUUGAUAUUGUUGGGAUGCUGAAUGCCCUAGAUCGCACUGAGCCCAACGAUGUUGUCAUCCUGCAAGCCUGCGCGCACAACCCCACCGGAGUGGACUUGUCAAAGUCUCAGUGGAUGCAAGUCGCUGACUUAGAUCGGCGAAAAAAGCUAUUUGUGGUCUUCGACAGUGCGUAUCAAGGCUUCGCGACUGGCGAUGUCGACGGCGAUGCCUGGGCGAUUCGCCAAUUUACAGAGGAUGUGCUCGCAUUCGAGACGCAUCCAGGGCUGUGUGUGGCGCAGUCAUUCUCGAAGAAUUUCGGGCUGUACAGUGAGCGUGUCGGUGCUUUGCACCUGAUUGUACCGCGCCAUCUUUCGGUGCAGGGUGCGCGUGGUGAAUUAAUGGCUAUUGUGCGGGCAGAGUAUUCUAACCCGCCACGGUUCGGGGCAAGUAUUGUUGAAACGAUCCUUUUAGAUCAGGAUUUGAGAGCUCAAUGGGAAGCAGAUUUGGACACGAUGAGCUCACGAAUCCGAAGGAUGAGAUGUGAGCUGAGGCAGAGGCUGGAGAAGGAGACGCAGCAGGACUGGGCAUAUGUUGAGACGCAGAUUGGAAUGUUCAGCUACACAGGGCUAACUUGUGAGCAAGUUUCUCGGCUCAGAAACGAGUUCCAUGUCUACUUGUUGCCGUCGGGUUGGCUGAGUUUGUGUGGAUUGAAUGAUGGUAAUGUCAAAUACGUGGCAUAUGCUAUUGGCGAAGUCAUGAAGACCUAG